AUGGCUUCAACUCGUGGACGCGACGCAAUGGUUUGCCUCAACCAUGGCCAAAGGCACUGUUCCGCCCAAUUCUUAUCAGUCGAGCGCAACCGCAAGAGCCGGAGCAGCAUCGAGAUGACAACUGCGUCUCCCUCCUACACAGACGGAAAAUCAGUCAAGCCUUCCUCCAGUUGCAGCGGCAAACCGGCAGCCGAAUCUUCCAACACCACUCCUUUCUGUUCCAUCGACCCCUCUACUCCUCGCAUAUUAGGCCUCCCCCUAGAUCUCGCGAAAUGGUCUACGUGCGGGUUGGUGAGCUGCAUCGAAAGCUGGCGCCGAGAGAAGAAGGUCGUCAAAGUGCUGCGUAGACAGCCUAGUUAUCUGGAUAUGCGCGCCGCGGAAGCGCCCCCGCGGAGGUGGGAACCGCCACCGCACAGCUACUACAUUUUGCGGGAGGCCAGCCCCGAGAGUGUUCUCGGUUAUGAGAUAAGCGUGGAGUCCGGCGCUGUGACGGUUGCGGCUGCGGUUGCGGCUGAAACCACAGCCGGUGCGAGAUGA
This is a messenger RNA of Drepanopeziza brunnea f. sp. 'multigermtubi' MB_m1, 537 nucleotides long. RefSeq lists its product as uncharacterized. The record is from RefSeq and is a predicted model, not a curated record. Lineage: Eukaryota; Fungi; Ascomycota; Leotiomycetes; Helotiales; Drepanopezizaceae.